AGACAAAAUACUAAACCAUGGAAACGGUUAUUGAACAACAAAGAAGGUAUCACGAAGAAAGAGAAAGAUUAGAGGAUGCAAUGACACAUGAAUUAGUCAUGAAAAAGAAUAGUUUAAAAGAGCAAAUAAAUUCCGAUCAUCGUGUCAGUUUACUUCUUGAUCGAUAUACGCAAGUGACAGAAAAACUUGAGAAGUUGUAUUCUGAUGAAGAUUCAUUAUUGAAAGAAGAAAUAGCUCUCAUUUCUGGUCCAAAUGAGUUUGCUGAGUUUUAUGGGAGAUUACGUAUGAUUAAGCAUUACCACAGAAAAUAUCCUAAUGAAGUUUCAGAGCCUAUGCAAAUUGAAUUUAUGAAGUUAAAAGAAGCUAGAGAAAAACCUGUUGAUGAACAAGAAAUUAUGGUUGAGUUCACUGAUGAAGAGGGAUUCGGAAAAUACCUUGAUUUACAUGAAGCUUACACUCAGUUUAUCAACUUAAAAAACAUAGAACAUAUAGAUUAUUUAACUUAUCUCAUGACUUUCGAUCGUUUAUUUGAAAUCAGCAAAGAUAAAAAAAAUCAUGAUUUUGAAAAUUACCUGAACACUCUUAUAGAUUAUCUAUAUCAUUUUCUUCAGCGUGCUAAACCUCUUUUGAAUUUAGAAAAAGAGUUAAAGGAGGCUUCGGAUGACUUUAAUUCAAAGUUUGAUGCUGGUUCAUUUAUAGGAUGGCCAAAAGAAGCUGGAAGUGCUUUAACUCAUGCAGGAGCUCUACUUGAUUUAUCAUUAUUUUCAUCACCAGAAGAACUUAGUUCCCUAGGUCUAGAUCGUUUAAAAUCUGCACUUCAAGCUUUGAAUUUAAAGUGUGGGGGUACUCUUGAAGAAAGAGCUAGGCGUUUGUUCAGCACAAAAGGAUUGAGUUUAGAAAACUUAGAAUCUUCUGCAUUUGCCAAAGUUCGAAGUAAAGGAAAAGGUGCAGAUAAUGCUAAAAAACAAAAGGAAAUUGCAUCUUUGGAGGCUCAAGUUUAUCGUCUUGUGGAGUUAGUUAGUGAAGAACGUCAGGCAACACGAGAAAAUGUCGAGCGUAAACAAGCUCGAACAUCUGAUGAACUUGAUGAAGAAGAAGAGGAUCAUACAAAUGCUGAAGAAUCCGGUGAUGAGGAAGAGCAGGUGUUGUAUAAUCCAAAAAAUCUACCUUUAGGUUGGGAUGGAAAACCCAUUCCCUACUGGCUUUAUAAAUUACACGGACUUAAUUUAUAUUAUAAAUGUGAAAUAUGUGGCAAUCAACAAUAUCGUGGCCCUAAAGCUUUCCAACGUCAUUUUUCUGAAUGGCGCCAUGCGCAUGGAAUGCGAGUUCUAAAUAUUCCAAACACGGCACACUUUGCUAACGUUACUAAAAUUGAAGACGCGCUUUCACUCUGGGAUAAACUAAAAGAAGUUAAAGCUAAAGAAAGAUUUCAAGCUGACGUUGAAGAAGAAUUUGAAGAUUCAGUAGGAAAUGUUGUAAAUAAAAAAACAUAUGAGGAUUUGUCGAGACAGGGACUUCUUUAGGUCUUAUUACUGUCUAAUACUGAAACGAUAAAUGACGCUGAAAAAUGUAGCUAUAUUAGAUUUGGCAAACAAAGAUUUACAACGAUCUAAUAAUUUUAAUAUAAAAAGUUAUUUUGAAGCUUUGUUGAAAAAUGAGAAGAUUUUUUAUGAGAAA
This is a messenger RNA of Hydra vulgaris (swiftwater hydra), 1677 nucleotides long. Its product is annotated as splicing factor 3A subunit 3. Gene Ontology annotation, cellular component: spliceosomal complex; nucleus. Gene Ontology annotation, biological process: mRNA splicing, via spliceosome. NCBI's taxonomy places the organism in Eukaryota, Metazoa, Cnidaria, Hydrozoa, Anthoathecata, Hydridae. The record is from RefSeq and is a predicted model, not a curated record. Gene Ontology annotation, molecular function: zinc ion binding; RNA binding.